GAACAAGCAAGUAACAGUUGGUCACGUGACCACAAAGAAACAUGUUUUCAUUCCACAUAAAUUUCGGCGCAGUAAUGUUUCUAGGUUAGGAAAUGUGUAUUGAAAUCUAUGUACUUACUAGAUACCCCAUACGUCCUGAGUUUGUAUCUGAUUCAAAGCUUCGACAUUUGGUAAUGUAUGUUCCUGCAAUAAAUAUCCUGGGGCCAAGAGUGGCCGGAAGUGACGUCGCCAAUAUUCUCCAUCAGUGCGAUCUCCACGAGAAGCAGAAGCAGCUGUACAAGAAUGAGGAACUGAAAACGUUUUGUCGGGUCUUUCCCAUCGGCUGCCUCGUGACACAAGGCAGGCAAGUUUCUUGGGAAGGUCGUCGGCUUCUCCUGAAGGGAUCGUCCGUCGUUUGCUGCCGAACCCGGGGCGAUCUGGAGGCGGGGUCGGUGGGUAGCUGCGCUGUGCGGUGGCCGCGGUGUGGUCAUGUUCUCCGUGUUUAAGCGGAAUCGACACAGUAGUACCAGGAACACGACCAUGGCAUCCGCCCCCAGCACUACCCAGGUGCAGAAGGAGGAAGCACCACACGACAGCGGGAAGACAGACCAGCCCAGCCCGCAGAAAGGCGAGGAGGCGCCCGAUACCAGAAAAAAGGACGAUCCGAUCUCUACAGUGGACAAGGAGGACAAGAAGGAAACCAAACCACAGAAGGACUUGGGUGCUCGUCCCAAGACAAUGCCAUUCCGGAAGAAGGGCGCGAAAGACAAGUCCAAAUCCAAGGAGAAAGACAAGGAACGUAAAGGGUCAGACCCAGGCCCGAGCCCGGUGAAGAAGACGCUUUCUAUCAAGGAGAAGUUUCGAAGGAAGUCUGACCAAGGAGCCGAGGUUCCUUGCGAGGAUGGACAGAACAAACCCAACAGAACCGGGUGCGUCUGUACAAGAUAUGCGAGGACGGAGGACCAUCCACUGGGAGCUGGUGUCAUCUUCAGUACCAAGGACUCGUCAUCAGAGGCUGCCCAGGAGAGCCAAUAUGAAGAACUUCCCGAACUCCCACCAAAGCCACGGAAAGAACCUCCUAAAGAGGAGCCAGCAGACACCAACAGAUAUGGCGAUCGGGAUUCAUUUCCUGUUUAUGACGAGGAGGAGAUGAUGCGGGAAGUGCGACGGCGUGACAUUGAGGAGGGGAUCGACCCCCCUCCCGGGUACAACCCACCUGACAUCACAGAUGGGAUCUGGAAAACGAUCGUACACCACGACCACGACGAAGUCAUCUCAGAUUUCAUCAACCGCAACCUCCAGAAGCUGACGGUGCCGUGGGAACGGACCCAGGCUGUCCGGGCGGUGGUCGGGCAGUUCAAGCCGGCACUGCACACCUACCAGAACCAGUUUGGGCGGUUUGAGGUGGCACAGAAGCUGACACCACGUCGCAUUCACACGCAGAUUGACUACAUCCACUGCCUGGUCCCAGACAUGGUCACUAUUGUGAACCAGCCGUACUAUUGGGGUGUCAUGGACCGCUACGAGGCUGAGGAAGUCUUGGAGGGAAAGGCAGAGGGCACGUUCCUCCUCAGAGACUCUGCCCAGGAGGACUUUCUGUUCUCUGUGAGCUUCCGCAGGUACGGGCGCACACUGCAUGCACGUAUCGAACAGUGGAACCACCUCUUUAGCUUUGAUGUGCAUGACCCGGCGGUCUUCGCAGCCCCCACAGUGUGCAAGCUCCUCGAACACUACAAGAACCCGGACUGUUGCAUGUUCUUUGAACCGAUGCUGACCACCCCCCUCCCCCGGCCCUUUACCUUUCCCCUGCAGGCUCUGUGCAGGUCUGUUAUCUGUAAGUACACCACCUAUGAUGGCAUCAACAGUCUCAGGCUGCCGGACUCGCUCAAGGACUACCUGAAGGUCUACCACUACAAGCAGCGCGUUCGAGUUCGCAGAUUCGAGAUGGACAAGCAACCUGCCAUCAAAAUAACCACAGUGUAGGCCACAACAAAUUAAUUCCUUGGUUCUCUAACUGAAGAAACAUAAAUGCUGAAUAUCAUGCUAAUAAGCGUGAAAACAGUUGACCUGUACCUUGGCACACACAGUUUUAGGGGGUGAAACCAGCACUCUGUUUUCAUCCGUUAGACAUUGAAAUGUCAGAGAAGCAAGGAAAUAAAUUGGUUUGGCUGUAGGGCAGAGGUUUAAAAUAUUUUUCUGCUACUAGAUUGCUAGGCUACCAAUUGUACAGCUACCCUCCGCCGUAGCUUGGGCCCCCUCUGUUGUUAUAUAUAUGAGGUAGUGUAACAGAUAAGUGUGAAAUUUGUAAAAUUGCAAUCAACAAUUUUAAGAAAGGAAGUUAAAUAGAUCAUAUCUCUAUUAUUCACAGGCAUAUUUUACUUUGAUGUGUUCAUCAUAUCUGUAUGAAAAUAUAUGUAGCAGGAUUAUUUUAUUGCUGAUUGAAGCAGAAGUGUUGAGCUACAACAAGUAUUUUGGAGGUAACUCGGAGGUUACAGACACCAAAGUCACCGUUUGCUCUCACCAAGCGGAUAAAUCUUAGAUGUUAUAUGUGGAAUAUCAUCUCUUAAAAGAGAUUAUUGCCAAUAAAUAAUGAAGAAAGGUUUCAACUGUCACAAUGGGAAACAUUGACGGUUAGUUAAAAUGAUGCUGACAAAUAAUCUCUACAACUGGAUAAGAAUUGUUAGAAGGAAUAGUAAGCUUUUGGAGUUCUUUCUGGAUAUUUAGUGUUUGGCUCAGGUUUUCUGUGGAAGAAGAUAUUCUCAUGAAUAGAUAAGGAAUCAGACUGUCCUAGAAUGAGUAGUUCACCUAUUUUACUUCAGACUGAAACAUCAAAUUGUUGUCGUGUACAUGUAUUUUGCAAAGGGUGUGACACAGGAUAGGUACUUGUGCAUUUUACUCUGAAAUAUCUCCAAAAUACCUAGAUAAAAGUCAUACCAUUCCUAUACUUAUAUAUAUGUCGAUAUAUAUAUUUCUAUUGUAUGACUUGUUCAUUUAGACCAAUACUGUGCAUGGUUUGAUAUUUCAAUAAUUUGAUCUGUUAUCAAGGGUCUGAAACCAACAUUAUGAACCUUGUUAUGUACAAUCUCCAAGCAGAGAUGUACUGCUCUGGGAGAUACUAGUACUUCAUGCCGCAUCACACCAUUUUUAUCAAGUGUUCAAAGAUUCCUUGAUUGUCAACCUCUGAGUAAAGCUUGCAUCACUAGCAUUAUGGAAACAUGCUGCAAAAAGAUCAGUAGAAUUUAGGAAACCCACCCAUCUGAUUGGAGAUUAGCUAGAUAGCUUUCUCCAUUUCAUCCCCAGAUCACCCUGUUUUGUUAUGUCUAGUCACACACUGUACAUUUCAACAGUAUUCCACCCAUGCAUAUUACAAAUAGCAAAACAUGGAAUCUUCACCAAUGUGGAAAUAAUUGCAACAAAGGGAGGUGUAGGUUAGCCUGGUUGAAAGGCCUAUAGCACGCUCACUGAGCUACUGUGUGUCCAGUGUGCUAUGGGUUUGGCACCCAGGCUAGGUGUUGGUGUGUAAGUGGAGUGUUGAGGUUCCAUUGCCAUGUUAUAAGAGCAAGGCAGAUUGUUACUGAAUGUGAUUUUUAGGGUGCAAUGUAACUAAUUGUUCAAUUUGUACAGUGUUCUGAUGUCAUCAGGGUGUUCUGGAAACCCGCUAUCAGACUGAUCCUGGCCAUGAAAAUUAGCAGUUAAUCCUACAGCACAGAAGAUGCACAUAAACCACAUUUUUAUGUUUCUGUUUUGCAUUUCAAAUUUAACCUUUUGACCGUGAGAAGGUUGCCUAUGGGCAUUACACUAAUCUCCACCAAAACUGCUUUGCCCCAGGGUCUUUCAAAGGACACCUGGUGAGGCUGCAGACCCCUCCCUGCAUUCCUCCAAACUCUCACCAGUAACAGCUACCAGUGUCACCAGAAAUUUGAGAACUUUCUUGCAAAUUCAUCCUCUUUUCGUGAAUUUCCUCCAUGAUGGGGCCCAGUGGAGCCUGCCCUUAAUCCAGGUUGUGGGGGUGUGCAGGUUAAGUUCCAGGCAUCAUAAUCAGUGAUCCAAACAUCCUGUCAUUAUCACUUCCAGUUCCAGGAAACAUGUCAUUGCCUACCGGGAACAGGCCCUCAUGUUAACACCUGGUCUUCUUCCUGUGGUCUUGUAACCCAGAAACCAACCCGAAAUACAACAUGACUAGAUCAAAAUUAACACUGGUUGCUUUAAAUUUGAAAAUUCCCUGGGGAUUUGGAAAAGAAAAUAUUCAAAUCAAAAUUUGACAGACAAAAAGACCCACAGUAUUGAGGGAAGCAUGCCUUCUCAAUUGACAUGGAACUGUGCUUUACACUAGCUAGGUUGAAAUGUCUCGUAAUUCCUAAUGUGCUGAUUUUCCUGGUGUCCUUCCAAAGUAAGAGCAUACAGUGUUUUGAUUGGAGUUGUUAGAUACAGUGCACUGCCUACUGGUAGUAUUAAGUGAUAUGCUACUGAUGCCUCGUAGCUUUCCUGACAUAGUAUUGUGAAAACAGGGCUGCUGGCAUGCAUAGUGUUACAAAGGGCUGUACUGUAGGAUAUCUGGCUAGACAGUUAAUUUUAUCUGCA
Messenger RNA from Branchiostoma belcheri (Belcher's lancelet), 4560 nucleotides. RefSeq names its product suppressor of cytokine signaling 5-like. Gene Ontology annotation, molecular function: 1-phosphatidylinositol-3-kinase regulator activity. The transcript is spliced from 3 exons. Gene Ontology annotation, cellular component: phosphatidylinositol 3-kinase complex. Gene Ontology annotation, biological process: intracellular signal transduction; phosphatidylinositol phosphate biosynthetic process. NCBI's taxonomy places the organism in Eukaryota, Metazoa, Chordata, Leptocardii, Amphioxiformes, Branchiostomatidae. The record is from RefSeq and is a predicted model, not a curated record. Bases 469 to 1962 code for a protein of 497 amino acids.